Chelonia mydas (Green sea turtle) is the source of this 2631-nucleotide messenger RNA. Its product is annotated as olfactory receptor 1020-like. The record is from RefSeq and is a predicted model, not a curated record. Gene Ontology annotation, molecular function: odorant binding; G protein-coupled receptor activity; olfactory receptor activity. NCBI's taxonomy places the organism in Eukaryota, Metazoa, Chordata, Testudines, Cheloniidae. Gene Ontology annotation, cellular component: membrane. The transcript has a single exon. Bases 25 to 816 code for a protein of 263 amino acids. Gene Ontology annotation, biological process: G protein-coupled receptor signaling pathway; sensory perception of smell.
CAGAGGAGAGAGUUUCUGGAAUAAAUGGCAGAGAGAAACCACACCACGGUGACAGAGUUCAUUUUCGUUGGAUUCACAGAUCAUCCAGAUCUACAGAUCCCCCUCUUUAUGUUGUUCCUAGUGAUGUAUGUGGUCAGCCUGAUGGGGAAUCUUGGGAUGAUAGCGUUAAUCAUGGUUGAAACCCGACAUCAUACCCCCAUGUACUUUUUCCUAAGCCAGAUGUCCAUUGUAGAUAUUGGAUAUUCCACAGCCAUAGCUCCCAGGCUGCUCAUGACCUUGGUAGCAGAGACGAGAGCCAUUCCUUUCAUUGAGUGUGCAGCACAACUAUUCUUCAUCUGUUUCUUUGUGACCAGUGAAUGUUGGCUCCUGGCUGUGAUUGCGUAUGACCGCUUCAAAGCUAUCUGUAAUCCACUGCUCUACAGAACCAUUAUGUCCAAGAGACAUUGUGUCCUGUUGGUGGCUGGCACAUAUGUCUGUGGCUCUGCGAAUUCAAUUGUGCAAACUCUAUUUAUAUUCAGUCUGUCCUUCUGCAGCUCCAGUGUUGUCAACCAUUUCUUCUGUGACGUGCCCCUCAUGCUGAAGCUGUCCUGCUCCAACACCCAGGUCACUGACCUUGUACUUUUCACUUUCUCGACUGUAAUUGUCACGACUGCUUUCCUGGAUGUCCUAAUCUCCUACAUGUGCAUCCUCAUGGCCAUUCUCAGGAUCCAUUCUGCCAAGGGGAGACGCAAAACCUUUUCAACCUGUGCCUCCCACCUGAUAGUCGUCACUAUAUUUUAUAGUGCAAAAGCUAAAAAACUCCCCCCCCCAAAUUAAAAACUCAAGUACAGAAUUUAAAAACUAAAUGUAAUGCAAACAAAUGCCUCCCUACCCAAACUAUAUUGUUAACCCUUUCAGCUCUUUCAUAUCCCCAAUUAGUUAAAGUUAAAUGCAAAAAAAAAGCGGGGGGGGGGGCAUGGGGGAAGGGUUAAUUUAAAAAUUCAGUUUGGCCUAAAAAUAAAAAAAAGCUGCCCUGCAUUCAAAAAUCAAACAGAGACCAAGCCAAGCACAAAAAACUGCUUUCAGCCCCAGCUGGCUGUAAAAAAAAAUAUAAACACACAUAAAACAAAAGCAAAUAAGUUGCAAAACUAAAAUUACAUUUGCAAAGAUUGGCCGCCCGGUAAAACCCAACAGUCUGCCUUUACAACCCUAAAGCCAGUAUGGUUUGAAAAUGCUAAAAAGUCCACAAACAGCCAGCCUAAACUAAAAUACCAAGCAAAGAUCUCUAAAAGGAAUGCCCCAAAAAACCCAGGGCAUAAAAAUCCCUCCCAAAAGGAAAAGCAAGUUACAAAAUUUUGCAACGUACCUCUAAACAAUCUAUACACAAAACAACCUACCAUCCACCUCUCUCUCUUUCUCCUACCCCUGGGGCUGGCCAGCCCGGGCAGCAUGUGCACACGUAUAAAAGUGGGUCAGGGUUUAAGUAUUACCAUUUUUUCUUCCUUUAAGUAACGUAAAAGCAGUUCCCACGCUCACAACUGUGUUAUUUUAUUAUUAAAGAUUUAAAAUUCAGUCACGUGGUGUGUGCUCUUCAUCUCCGCCCCUGCGAUCCUGUGGUCUUAGCCUAAUUAACUAAGGCACAAGCAAAUUGGUCACAAAAAAUCUGAGACAGUUUAAGAAAAAAUUGCAAAGGGAAAAAGCCCUGAACAGUGCACACCAUCUAUCUGUUUUAUCCUUGUUAUUUCACGUUUGCUUUGUUUGGCACUGUUGGUAUUAUAGGUUAAAAGUUGCAUAAUUAAAAAUAAGCCCCACUCUCCGUUGUAGUAUGCCUAAAAACCAAAAAACGGUUUAGCAUUCCUCUCUCCACCCCAGGCUGCAAACAAAGGGUGCAGGUGGGAAUGCCCCAAGUCAUAGCAAAACUAAGCAAUAAAAAAAAAAAAAAAAAAAAAAAUAUGUGUACCCAACAGCUCAAAAAAAUGAAGCAACUAAAAGCAUAAAUCACUAUCGAAGCAGCAACUCAAACUUCCACCCAAAACACGUUGCAAGCCUUAAAACAAAACUUCCAGGCAAAAAAAGCGGAACGUACCCGCCUGAAAGCCCUGGCUAAGCAAGUACCAGCCCUUCAGGAACAUGUGAAAAUUUAACCAUGUGCGCUCAGCAUAUGCCUCAAUGGCCGUGUGUCUGCCAUAAAAAACAUGAAACAGUGACAACGCCAAUUGUCCAUGCGUUCUGCCCAGGUGGCCAGCCUCACACGCCACCACUCGUGUAGCCAUUAGAAAUAAAAAUGUUUCCAAAAAAAUAACCCAAAGGGGUGGGGGCCAGUUAAAAAGCCCACCCUCCUUGCUAAAGUGCUAGUAAAACAAGGCUUGUGCCCAUAAAAAGGAACGGUUCAGCAAAAAAAGCAAAAUCGGGCCCAAGCAAGCAACACAAAAUUGUUUUUAAAAAAGUUAAAAACUUUAAAAGCAUAGCUAAUUACAUUCAUCAAAAAUUUAAAUCCCUAAAACAAUAAUUAAAAUUGUAAAAUCUAAGUUAAUUGUCAUUUUAAACAAUAAGUAAUUUUAAAAAACUAAAGUUAACUCUAUAAUUGCUAAAAAAAUUAAGCAGUUAAAUUUUACAAAAUGCUAAAAAAAAAAAGAAAUUCUUGGUUUCUUU